UACAGGUAUAUUUUUAGUUUUUUAAUAUGAUUUCAAAGUGUCCACAAUUGCUCGUCUAGUUUAGUGAAUUCAAAUUAUUAUACAGUGGUAGUUGAAAUUUUCAAAAUGGGCGUUAGGAAGUUGAACAUAAUUUUUGAUCAGCCAGAUAAGAUUUAUCAUCCAGGACAGACAGUAAGUGGUCAAGUGAAACUGGCGAUCGAUUCUGUUACGAGAAUUAAAGGAAUCAAACUUAAGCUCAAAGGGAAAGCCGAAUGUAAAUUUAUCAAAGCAUCCAUACCAGGAACUUACACUUACGAAGUUUACCUGAAAAAUAAACAAAUAUUGAUACAAACAGAAAAAGAUCAACAUCAUAAUUUACCAGAAGGCGAACACAUUUAUCCUUUUGCUGUAUCGUUACCUCCAAAAGUACCAUCUUCGUUUAGUGGUUCUUACGGAGGCAUCAUAUAUUACGGUAAAGCUGUAGUUGAAACCAUUUAUUCAGCGUUUAAUAAAAAACAAAAAACUGAAUUUACCGUAGUGAAUCCGUUGAAUUUAAAUUUCUAUUCGUUUUUAAGAACACCUUCUAGACAAGAAGAAAGUAAAAAAUUUAUGUCUCCGUAUCGGUCUACCAAUGGCUCUCUCAGUUUGGUAGUAAAUUUACCAAAAAAUGGGUACACUCCUUCGGAACCUAUUCCAAUUACUUUGGAGGUUAAUAAUUCCAGUGAUGUAGCAGUAAAUUCGAUUUAUAUUUACUUAAUUCAAAAUAUCCAAUGGAAAUUGGGCAGAAAAUUCACGUUGAAAAACGAGACCAAAAAACUACAAAAAAUACGUUUAAAUGGGGUAGCAAAACGACAAUCUCAUACAUUGAGUGAAAAUUUUCAAGUUCCAUCGAUCGCAUUCCCAUCAUUAAAAUGGUGUUCAAUCAUUGAAAUUUACCACAAUCUACACGUCAAAGCCAACACUUCAGGAAUGCAUUCAAACCUCGAUAUGCACAUUCCAAUCACAAUCGGUCACAUACCUUUGAGCGAAAGUAAAAUCACUACAGAUACUCAUUAUCGACCAUCAAUCAAAUCAGAAGAAAACGAUUCCGGAAUUUUUAUGUCUUUGGAAAAAAUAUCCAGGAAUCCUCUGCUUCCAAUUUUAUCUCAUUCGAAAUUUCGAUCACAUUCGGUGGAUCCUAAUCAUGUGCCGUUAUUCCUCAACAAAAACCAAACAGAUUCCCCUCAAAGUUCACGUUACUCUAAUACAUCUUUAUAAUGAUUCAAAAUGCAAUUUGAUAAUUAGAUGAUCUAUUAAUGUAAAUUCACAUUCAACUGGGCACUGUUAAGAAGGUACAUGGAGAAAAUGGUUUUGAAUGCACGUUUGUACAAAAUUGUAAAUUAAUUACCCGCCUACAAAACAAUGCAAAUUGAUGAUUUAUUUUAUUUUUAUUUAUUAACGUAGAAAAGAAAUGUGAAAAUUGUAAAUUGUUCGUACCUUGUAUCAGAAUAAAAUAAAAAACUUCCCAAUCAAAAUGUUCACAUUUUUUAAAAAACCGCUGUGAGGUGUCAAUUGCCAUUUCAUCAAUAAUUAUCAUCUCAAGGAAACUCAGUCUUCCCUCUUCCUGUCAGUU
Planococcus citri (citrus mealybug) is the source of this 1591-nucleotide messenger RNA. RefSeq names its product arrestin domain-containing protein 17-like. Bases 106 to 1236 code for a protein of 376 amino acids. Gene Ontology annotation, biological process: protein transport. Lineage: Eukaryota; Metazoa; Arthropoda; Insecta; Hemiptera; Pseudococcidae. The transcript has 7 exons. The record is from RefSeq and is a predicted model, not a curated record. Gene Ontology annotation, cellular component: cytoplasm.